This is a messenger RNA of Periconia digitata, 555 nucleotides long. The record is from the annotation of a GenBank genome assembly. Lineage: Eukaryota; Fungi; Ascomycota; Dothideomycetes; Pleosporales; Periconiaceae.
UCCACAGCCGGUGACGACUCCGAACGAAUUUCCAACAUGGCAGACUUUGCGUGCUUCUGGGAGUGUUGCGCGCUUGUACUACACUUUGUUCGCACCCUUGCUCUUUUGGCUUCCGUUUUCACCACCUUGAACGUGAAUAUCUUCGUGGCAGCUUCAAUACACGUGGGACGAACGAGCAAAUCAUCCCCCUUCGCCCCUUUGGGCGAUGGGGCAGAUCCACAGCCAGACAAACACAGACCAAAGCGUGUUCCAACACCGCCUAGGGAUACGGGUGAAGAUGAAAACAACCCGCAGGAACCUUCCCCUAGGAGCAAUCCGCCCGUAAUACCAGGGAACCCGCACCCGGCUAUCCCUCCCAACAUUGUUCCAACCGGGAAACAGAAUUCUGCACCUAGUUAUUCCUCCAUUCUGCGCAUUCACGAAGAGAUCAUGGCUGCCGAUGCCGAGACGAUACGAAUCCAGCAAGCGACCAUCGAAUCACAGCAGGAAAUCAUUCGCAGGCAAAGAGAGAUGAUGAACCAGCUGAUAGUGCUUCUUGAAAUGCAAGAAGGCUGA